UACGAGAAGUGCACCGCCAAUACCGACUUGUCCCUCGCUUGUACUCGAGCUAUCAACAGUAGCAUGGCUAAGGCAGUGAUGAAGUGCGCAGUUUUGCUGGCGUUGUGCGUGUUGAGCGCCACAGCGCAGGAGCUUCUGACCGCCACCAACUACCGCACUGACGACGGCCAGCAGAGGAGCGAAAGCACCGACGGACAAGGCAACGUCCGCGGCGAGUACAGCUACGUGGACCCCAACGGAAAGACCAUCACCGUCAAGUACACCGCCGGCAAGGACGGAUUCAAGGUUGAGGGCGACCACCUGCCCAAAGCACCGGCAGUUCCCGCCCCCGCGGCCCCCGCUGCCCCCGAGUACCGUCGUCCCCAGCAGCAGCAGUGGAACCAACAGCCUGCCCAGCCUCAGGCGCCCCAGCAACCCCAGCAGAACCCCCAGCACAUCACCGACCCCCUGUGGAACGCCCACACCCAGCCCCACUGGGCCCAGACCCUCCAGCAGCAGCCCCAAUACAACCCCCCUCAACCCCAGUACAACCCCCCUCAGCCCCAAUACAACCCUCCUCAAGCCCAGUACAAUCCCCCUCAGCCCCAGUGGAACCAGCCCCAGCCCCAGUACAACCCUCAGCAGCAGUUCGCCUCUCAGGCCCCGGCCACCCAGCAGCUGCAAAACUUCCCCGGACUGCCGCAGCCGUCCAACUACCUGCAGCCGCAAGCCGCCCCUCAGCAGCAGCCGCGCGGUCAGGUGUCCGUCACCAACACCCCCAACGCUGGCUACAGCUACAGUUACAACGUUUGAGUGUGUCUGACUGCCGACUGUGUCUCUUUCUGUGAUGCUCCUUUCCUUUGAUAUAAUUUUUAAUUCAGAAUUACGAAUGAAUGCAGUGCGAGAAAAAAUGGAGUUAUGCAUGAGUUACGUGAAGCUGAUUAUAUAUGAUUGCUGUGCGACUGAUUUGUUGUUUUGAAUGAAUUGUGCUUUUUAUCUUCAGUAUGUGUUUGAACUCUCGCCAUAAUCUGCUUCUCUUUUUCCCCCUUUACAUUUUGACUUUUUUUUUCAUUUUCUCUCAAUUCAGAGUUUCUCUAUGCUUUUAGUUUUUUGUUUGUUAACUUAGUUGGUCGCAUGAUUGAAAUUAAAUUUUUCAAAUUUGAGGGACUAACUUAGAAACAUCUCUAAAUAGGUCUAGGGGUCAUUUGAAACCUUUCUAUGCAUCGGAAACAUAGAUUUUCUGAAUAAUUACUGUCGUUUGCUCAUUUUUUCUAGCUUAAUUCUUGACUUUCUUUCCUUAGCUCCUUUCCUAGUCUAUAUCGUUCUGUCCUUUUCUUCUCUUCACUUUCGCACCUGCUUCAACCAUUAAUCAAAAUGUUUUAUGUGAGUUUUGUGAGAAAGAGUUAUGUGAAAAUAAUAAUAAAAAAAAUAUAUUCUGCAAAUGAAAACAGAAUUGAAAGUAA
This is a messenger RNA of Neocloeon triangulifer, 1442 nucleotides long. RefSeq lists its product as uncharacterized. The record is from RefSeq and is a predicted model, not a curated record. The transcript is spliced from 2 exons. Gene Ontology annotation, molecular function: structural constituent of chitin-based larval cuticle. Gene Ontology annotation, cellular component: chitin-based extracellular matrix. Bases 64 to 792 code for a protein of 242 amino acids. Lineage: Eukaryota; Metazoa; Arthropoda; Insecta; Ephemeroptera; Baetidae.